UUUGUCGAGGGCGUGACUGCGUGAGCGACUGGGACGCGAUCAUUGGCAAGGUCGUGGGACGUACUUCAAAGCGGUCUCCGCAUCGUGUUCGGAUUGGUACCGUGGUACAGGCGGAGCCGCGUGCGGUCGUGCGGCCAAUAGCGCGGCGCGGCGAGCGGAAACCUCGUGAUUUUUUGAAAGCGCCACGAACAGCGCAGCCGUCCACGGGCAACGCGGAGCAUUCCGGACCGCGCGCGACGCCGAGCUCCCAGUGUGUUUUUACUCGGGGUUGAGUAAACUCCGGCCUGUUGUGUAUCAUAAUAUCGCGGCGUGCACACGCGGGUACUAACGGGGUUAGCGAGCGUGCGUCUCUCCGCGUUAGCGGCACCGAGUCGCGCCGAUCAACUGAAUGCAUCUUCGCCUCUCCUACCUUCACCGCGGCACCUCGCGCAUACACCCGUCCGUCUUUCGUGUGUCUGAGAAGAUUCCCGAGAUACACGGUCAACAAAAUACUACUGCGGAGCAGCACGCGUGCGGGGCGCGUCGCGGAUUCCAUGAGCGAAAACGUUGUGUUCUUCGGAUAUCAGCUGAGCGUGAUUGCACGUAGGAAUUUAUCGAUUUGCCUCGAAUAAAAAUCUGCCUUUGGAUCGCGGCAAUGCAGUGACGACAAGUGCGCGUGCUAAAAGUGCUCAAAGUGACAGAUACGUGCGUGAAUUUUUCCGCUCGCGAAUGCAACAACCGAUUAUUAAGGAGAAAGAUGAUUAUUGAUUAAAGAUAACAUUAAGCGAAGGGAAAGGUAGUAAGAUCCGAGGGACAAGUUACAGUUAAGGACAACGAUAAAUUCUAUCGACGAAUAAUAGUUUAAUAAUACGAUUGUAAACGAAAAUAAGUGGAAACGGGAGAAAAAUAUGACGUUAUUUACAUAACGAAAUAAAGUAAAAAAAAAAUAUAUAUAAGCAAUUUUUAAUAAAUCAAGUAUCAUUCUCUAACAUAAACAAACACAUUCGUCGAUGAAGAAACGAUCCAACGUUCACGAAUAAUAAUAACCGUUUUAUUCGGAGAUAUUUUUUCAUAAUUAUUAAAAAAAUAUGGGCAUUGUAUAAUUAUCUCUCGAUAUAAACAAAGAAAAAAAGCGAGCGUUGUAAAGAGAGGACAAUUUAUUUUACGCUGAUAUAUCAAAAAGAAAGAUUUUUUUUCAAGGCGUAAUCCGCGAUUUGCCGUUGUUCGUUGAUCGUACGGAGGAAAAAAAACGAAGAUGCAUACGCUGUUUGGCGAGCAGAAUGCAUACUAUCGGCAUGCGACGGCGGUGCCGGUGGGCAUGGGUACGCCGUCGUAUCCGGGGGUGGGCGCCACCCCGGGUUACUAUGAACAAUAUCGUUACGGCGGCUAUGCGACGGCCGCCGGUUAUCCGGUAUCGGGUAUCGGCCAGCAGCACAUCCAUCAUGCUGGCAAGGAUAUGGUGAAGCCACCGUAUUCUUAUAUCGCGCUGAUCGCUAUGGCUAUACAGAACGCGCCCGACAAAAAAAUCACGCUGAACGGUAUCUAUCAGUUUAUCAUGGAACGAUUCCCGUACUAUCGCGAGAAUAAGCAGGGCUGGCAAAAUUCCAUACGGCAUAAUCUCAGCCUGAACGAGUGCUUCAUUAAGGUGCCGCGCGAUGAUAAGAAACCGGGCAAGGGAAGCUAUUGGUCCCUUGAUCCCGAUAGCUACAACAUGUUCGACAACGGUUCUUAUUUGAGACGUCGUAGACGCUUCAAGAAGAAGGACGCGCUUAAGGAAAAAGAGGAAGCGCUCAAGCGGCAGGGUCUAGUGCCGGAGAAACGAGUACAGGAGGAUACCAAAUCCGGCGGCAGCCAGGUUGCGUUGCCGCCACCGGACACGCCGUCGAAGAAGCUCGGCGCUUUGGAGAACAGCACCACCGGCCUAUGUAAACCUAAGCGGGAGCCGGUAAACGAUCACAACGCCAGCACUCAUUGUAUGGCGGCGGCAGUCCAGAGCAAAUAUGGCUUGCACAGCCCGAUACAGGAUACCAAGACGACGACGGCCGUUGCGGCGCCCGGGCAAAGCGUUAUCCAGACAGCCUUAGGUCAUCAGGUGCAUCAGGCACAUCAAGUACAUCAGGAGUCGAUUCAGGAUGUCUCCAUGGCCGGCCUAGACCCGACCAGCUUUAGCGUGGACGCGCUGAUGACCACGCGGGAGAACAGCGGUGGUCUGAUGGCGCGCGACAAUCAGCACCACUCGCACCAUCCGCAUAGUCUUCAGCAUCCACACUCCAUCAUGAGCAGCAGGGAGUCCAUGGGUAGCGGCAGCAGAGACCUGUCAUCCGCAUGCACCACCACGACCACCACGACCGCCGCGGUAGCGGCGAUGAUGGCCACCACCGGCUACGGACAUACCAGCACGGUUUCCCGGGGCAACGCCUCGCCACCUGGCACCAUGUACACGCCGUACUGCGCGCCGGCGGCCGCCGGAUACGCCAUCAUGGACCAUGCCGAGUACAACUCGGCGAGGAACCACGCGAGCAAUGCCGUAGGACACUCGCAGUGGUAUCAGGACGCCGCGAGUCCUGACGCAGCAAUCUACCAGGACACCCAGUCCCCGAGCUGUCAGCUUUACAGGUCCAGCCCGCCGACACCGCUUUCGACGGGCGCGGCACCGUCUCCUCCGCUGUACCACAGAUAUUAUCAAGACUGUAAUGCCGUUAACACUAGCGGCAAUCUACCGAUAACGUUGCAUAAGUACUGAGAAUAUCGGAAUUCAAGGUCCCAUCAACGGGACCUUGAAGAACACCAUGGUGACAAUUAUGAUCCGAGCUUGGUUUACGUGAAACAAGAAUGGAUCCCCUCGACAGAUGAACUCGCCAAGGAAUGGAACUAGAAAAAGUGUCAGAAAUCUGGUAAAAAAAUUACGUAACUCUAGUUUUCUGCCCGUAUCGAAUUGUAUCUUCGUAUCGCGGAAUUCUUGUCGGUAAUAUGUAGGCAAUUAGCUAAUGCGACGAUUAGCGUAAUAAAUCGUGAAUGUUGAAGAUAAUUAUGUGACGAAUAGCGUUAAGCUUAAACUUUUAUCGAGUUUUCUUGGUAGAAAGAUACAAGAAUCCACAAUAUUGCUUUUCUCAUUUUUUUUUUUUACAUCGUUGUAAUAUUCCAACAAUCUUCAAUUAAUUCGAAAUAUUAGUUAAAUAGUUCUUUUUUUUAUAAUAUAAGUCUAUUAUUAGAAAAUUUAAAUAUUUUUUUGAAAAAAUAACAAGAUUAAAAAGGAUCUCUAGUACACAAUUUUCCGGAAAGUUUAAUAAUAUUCCGAUUCAAUGAACUCUGUAAUCUAAAAACCUGAGUGAUUAAAAUCCAUAGCUCUCAGAAUAAUAUAUAAAAGAUACAUAUAGAAGAUGUAUAUAAAAAGGACCAUAAAUUUUAAUUGGUGAAUUUCCUCUUCCCUUUUUAACACGCUGACAUAUGAUUCAUCGUUUUUAAUCAACAGCAUCGUAAAUUCAAUAAUCGUAUGAGUCGAUUUUCCUUAUUUCACUCAGCAGGUUCGCUUGAUUUAAUGAAUGAGACGCGAGUGAAUGCCCGGGAAGAGGAAAUCAACCGCAAAUUUCGACUUAAUCGUUCUCACCUGCGCAAACAUCGCGAAACCCGUCACUGACCUACCUAUAUAACGAAUUUUUUUCGGCCAUCGCUGUUUUCGCGCACAUCUGUGCAAACCGCCGUAAAUCGCGCGAGGAAAUAUCGCUCGGCGCGUCUCUGUUUGCCAAUUGUCUGCUUCCGAUAGGUAUAGCGAUAAGGACGAAUCAAAGUCAUCGGCCCGGAUCGUGGCGGUUCCGAUUUUUUUGACGAGUCUGCGAUUUUUCACGGAAUUCGCAUUACGUCGAACACUAUCCCGAUAUUUCGAAAAUAUGACUGCACGAUUUGCUCACUUUUUUUUUUUUUUCUUUUCGCCAGGAUAUCCUUGGAACGGGUUAAAAAAGUCAUUGUUUGCUUUGCACGCGACGCGUUUUGCAUCGAGUAUUUUUCGAUGCCGAAAUGUUCGCUUUUUUAGUAGUGAUUAUUCCGCAACGAGUGAUUCCAGAAUUUUCACAUUUAAUGCGAACACUAUGUCGGAGCGAGUUACAAGCAGCUCGUGCAAUAAAUGGCCAGAUCUAUUGCUAGAUUAUUUUAUCGUUAUCGUAAGUAGAAAUGAUCUAAUAUUUUAAUAUCUUGGAAUAACGGGAGUUUCGAGAGAAUUCGUGUCUCUCUCAUAAAAUAACAUUUAAUAGCGAUAUGAUUCUCUCAAUCAUCUUUUGUAGUAAACAAGAUUUAUUUAAAAUUAUUUUAUGACGAAACGCAUUCGUGUGUGUUGUUCUAUAUUUAAAUGUAGAUUAAAAUUUACUGCGACGCGAUAUAUUUUAAUCGAUAAAUCAGGAAACGAUAAUCGUCACGAUUGGAAGCGUCUCGUUAGUAUACGGGGUGCAAGAAAUAGCAAAGUUAUAUAAUAAUGUAAAGUUAUAUAAUAGUAUACUGAGAAAAACUAAUCGUGUGAUCUUAUGUUUUCGAUGUUGAUGAUGAAAAUUUAUUCAGCCUCAGUCUUCGCCUCUAGAGGUGUGUUUAAAAUUUGAGCACAACAAGAGGAGGCAAUAAAAAGAGUUGUAAAAAGAAUAAUAGCUUUAGCGAUUAGUGGAACAUUGUACUUUCUUCGCAAGAGAUUGCACCUCGUUCUUGUGCAUUUAAUCAUGUGAUCACCUUUCUUGGUGCCGGAGAUUCGUGCAGUAUUCGACGAAAAAGAGCUGAGAUAAUAUAUAUACAUAUAUAUACAUAUAUAUAUUUAUUAAUCGCGCGUACAUUAAAUACGAAUCAUGUGAAUAAUAAUUAGCAUUUAAUGCUCGAAUUGAUCGAUAAUUAUCUAGGUCAGAUUUCUGCGUGUACAUUAUUAUGAGCAUCGAAUAUACAUACGUAUAG
Messenger RNA from Cataglyphis hispanica, 4905 nucleotides. It is a transcript of the gene croc, whose product is annotated as fork head domain-containing protein crocodile-like. The coding region runs from base 1235 to 2722 and encodes 495 amino acids. Lineage: Eukaryota; Metazoa; Arthropoda; Insecta; Hymenoptera; Formicidae. The transcript has 2 exons. The record is from RefSeq and is a predicted model, not a curated record. Gene Ontology annotation, molecular function: DNA-binding transcription factor activity, RNA polymerase II-specific; RNA polymerase II cis-regulatory region sequence-specific DNA binding. Gene Ontology annotation, biological process: anatomical structure morphogenesis; cell differentiation; regulation of transcription by RNA polymerase II.